Molecule: messenger RNA, 755 nt
Organism: Saccostrea cuccullata (small rock oyster)
Lineage: Eukaryota; Metazoa; Mollusca; Bivalvia; Ostreida; Ostreidae
Product: techylectin-5B-like
Exons: 4
Coding region: 192-755 (187 amino acids)
Source: RefSeq, a predicted model, not a curated record
GUUAAAUUCAAUAAAAUCAAUAGUCAAACAACAGCAAAAUAUAGAGUACGUAACAGCCAAUCAUUUUUCAGGUAUUGAUUAAAGUUCUGAUAUUUAUAUUUGGCAGUUAUAGGACCAUUCGGCAAAAUUUUGCAGAUUCACAAGAAAACAGCAGUUAUUUUUUUUUUUCUUAAAAAAAAGAAAAACAAGAAAUGAGCAAUCUGUAUGCUAUCACUUUGAUUCUCGCCUUCAUGGCUUUGUCCGAAGCUACCAUUGUUUUACAGAAUUUUACCGCGAAACUCGAGUUAAAUGAUAAAACAUCAAACUUCGAGCUUUUAGGGGAACAGAAUUCUCAUUCAUUGGCAAUGUGUGCUGCGAUGUGUCAAGGAGAUUGCGUUUUCUUUGGUUUCAACUCGCAAACGAAGAAAUGUCGUACACACAAAAAGGUUUGCUCGUCUACGAUGACUAAGGAGGACGGCUGGAGAUACUACUCUCAUCAAAGUCAUUCACUUCCCCGCCCUAUCCCCUUAGAUUGUAAGGAUCUAUAUGAAGAUGACAAGGCUUGUUCAGGGGUGUAUACCAUCUAUCCCUAUGGAACCAUUACCAGUCCUGUCCGAGUAUAUUGCGAUAUGACCACAAUGUACGGGGGAUGGACGACAAUUCAAAGACGAGUUACCGGAUCCCCGAGUUUUGACAGAGAUUGGUCAGCAUAUAAAAAUGGCUUCGGUUCACCAGAACAAGACGUCUGGAUGUAUGACAUCACAGUGGUCAUUUAA